AUGCAAUGUCAAGGCAUGGCUUAUUGCUCAGAAUGCACUAACUAUAAAAGUGGAGAAGAUUACGAGGACUGUCGUUCGGUGGGACAUCAGUUAAUCGACGCUCAAUUACACCAAGAUAUUAUUGCGCAUGUCUAUCACCAGGAUGAUGAGAGCAUACUGCAGAAAAAGAAAGAGUCUGCAGUGAUCGAUGAUGAUGCUCAUAAGUUUGUGAAGCUAGAGUACAAAGAUGUUGGCAAAUGGAAGCUAAAAUUUAAAGGUGUAAAUUACACUCCAGGUGUCCCAUCUCCCUUUUUCUCCUUUAUUGGUCCAACUGGUAGUGGAAAGUCUGCAUUAAUUAAAAGUAUAAUGAAAAGGAUGAAAAGGGAUAAGAAGAUUACCAAUGAGAAGAUGCCAGUACCAAAGACAACCCACACCAACGGUGAAUCAAUGUCUUCAGAUAUCAAUUGCUAUGUAUUGGUAAAUAAAGGUGGGCUUCGAGUAGUGUAUCGUAUAUUGGAUACUGAAGGAAGCGGUGGAACAACAGGCACAUACUUUACCCCCGCCAACCCGGACAAAGAGAUUGCCAAAGAUAGACUAGCACGUGCUCAAGAGAUCUACCCGAGACUUAUCCAUUUAAUUAGCAAGGUGGUGAUUUAUGUGUUUAACAACCGUCAGGAACAAUCGACUAUCAUCGAGACACUCUCUUCGAUGGUCAGUCACAUCGAGUCGAGAUCAAUCAACAAUCCAUCCAAACCCCACCUAUUGGUUAUUUUCAACAAUCAAUCUACCAGCUCUCCCGAUACCGACUAUUUCACAAGCAAUGCAUUCUUGCGUGCCGCUGACCCAACAGUCCGAAGAAUAGAAUCCUACUUUGUCAGUUUACAAUCCAUCUCAAUACCAAAUGCAACAACUGAACCAACACUAUUUAUUGAAAGGCUAGACAAGGUAAUAGGAAUAUUGGAGAAAUACCAAAACAUUGAAGACCAACAUUGGAGAAAGAGUGACCUUUUAGACAAAAUCUUUAAAGAUGGUAAAAUCUUUAAAAUGUUAUCCGAUGACCCAACAGUGGACCACUUCACAUUGAUGAAACACGCCAUAUCUACACCAUUAUACAUUUAUUUUAAAAAUAGAUACGAUUAUCUUGGUCGGAUCCGACCAGAUCUAUCGGAGCUUCAAAAAUACCAGAUAGUCAUUGACUAUAUUAAACAACAUAUUACAACCCAACACAACCGACAAAAACUUAUUGAAACAGAUUAUCUUGUUUUCAAUGGACUCGAAUGUCAAUCACAUUACCAAGAUCAAGAUGAUCAAGAUGAUCAAGAUUCCUCCACCAUUAUUCACAAAUGUUGUCUUGGAUUAAUGACACAUGGAAAUCAACAUCAAUCAAUACACACAAAGAAACAGAUCAUCAUGUCAGAAGAAGUCAAAGAAAUGUUAAAUAACCAAGAAAAAGUGGAAUCAAUUAAAUGGCCUGGUGAAUUUAAAUAUCCCAAUUGGGAUAAUAGUCAAGCUAUAAAAGGAUUUGUUGAUCAUUUUGAACAACUAUUAGGUUUUAAACCUGGUGAAAUACAGUCAUCAAACAAAGUAGUUGUAAUCAAAGAUGAUCCUUACCAAUUGAAAAUUCAAACAACCAACCCCACAAAAGAAGAAGACAUAACUCUAAUGGAUCAAGAAUCAUACUUUUUAUUCUUCUUUCGUACCCCUCUGCUCACAGUAUACUUACAAAUGAUGGAUGAAAUCGAUAAAGAAAUCAUCAUAGACGGUGCUGCUUGUCAGCAACAACAACAACAAGAGGAGGCGGAGUCAUCAACACAUACUCCAAAGAGCCAAGACAACAAUAAUAAUAAUAACAAUAAUAAUAAUAAUCAUAGUGUAUUCAAACAACCUCUUAUGCCUUCACAUUUCAAUCAAAGUAGUAUUAAUACUACUGCGCCACUCACAUUAGAAGAUAUAGCAACUGAUAGUAAUAAUAAUAGUAAUAAUUAUACAUUUCGUAAUCCCAAUUAUGUAUCUAGUAUUGGUCCAUAUGUUGGGUUCAACUCAUCGGGAUUAUCACUACAAAGUUUGACUGACGAGAUGUUGGAUGCUACACAAGACCUCGUAGCCAGCACAACGAGCAAUCAAAACAUUAGCUUUGAAUUUAGUACUAUUGGUGAAUCGGUCAUUCACAUGGCUCCAAAGAAUGACUCGAGUAUCGAUUUGCAAUUGAAUGGUGAUAGUGGUAUUAUCAUUGAUACACAUUCUUCUUCUCAAUUGGAUAAUGUUCCUCCGCAACAACAAGAGGAGGAAGAAGAAGAAGAAAGUGUAAAGGAAGAUCAAUCUGCUCCUCAAGAAGAAGAACAAGACCAAAUGUUAACUGACACCAAUCAAAGUAUAGAAGAUGGUGGUCAACCAAAAGAAGAAGAGCAAGAAGAGGAAGGAGAAGAACAAUCUAACGCUAGUGCAAAUGAAAGUAGAGGAGGAAGAGGUCAACAUGUUUCAUUUGAAGAAAGAGAAGAAUCAUCACAAGUUUAUUUAAUGGAGACCGAUCAUCGCAACAACAAUAAUGACGUCAACUUUGGAACAUCUUCUAUCAAUAAUGAAGAAAAUAUGACUGAUUUGACAAUGAGUCAUUUGAAAACCAACAACCAAUCAACAGACAACGAAAAUGAAUCAAAUGAUGAAAAAGAAACAACUCUAUACUUUAGUGAUUUGAAUGGAUCACAAUUGGAUCUAGGUACUGGUGUCGGUGGAUCAACCAACCAUAACGGUACACAACAACAAGGACAACAACAACAACAAGAAUACCAUAUUCUAGAAACUGGUGAACAUAUUCUACUACCAAGUACAAUAGAUCGUCCAGAUCGAUCUAGUCAAGGUGCUGAUCAAUCUGAUUAUGAAUCUGAUGAAAACCAAGAUUAUGAAGCAUCUCAUCAUAGUGAUAUGGAACUAGAUAAUCAAAGUACUACCAUCAUCACAGAAUAUACACCAACAAGUCAAGAAAAUAGAGCGUUGCUUGCAAAUCAAAGUAAAAAUACAAUCAUUGAAAAUCAAAUAACUUCAACUACUACAACUACGACUACUACCACCACAACAACAGAGAAUAUGGUUACUUCAGGAGGAAGCAAUCCACAAGACAAUAGAGAAAUUAAAUUAAUAGAUAAUGAAUCACUCGAAUUGACAAAUGUAUUAAUUUCAGAGUUACUUGAACAAUUUUUGAAAAUUAAAGAGUCUCAUGUUGUAUUAUUUGACUUUAUUACAAAGAAUCCAAGACAAAUUAAUGAAUUAUUUGAUAUUUAUAAUUCGAAAAUUGAUCAUUUGGAGAAAAGUUUAAAGGAAAAAAUGGCAACACCAAAAGCAAGUUUGGAAUCUGAUCUUUCAUUUGAUCUAUCAAACCCAAAGCCAAAAAAGGAUGGUGGAUCAUUAGAGGAAGCUUUGUCAUUUGAUACAAGUCAACAAAAAAUACAUAUUACCACUCACCAAGGAAUUAAUAUCAAUGAAUCUAUUUUACCUUUAAAACAACUUCAACCUCAACCUCAAAAAGAACCUGAACAGAAUAAUAAUCAUCAAAAUAAUAAUGAAGAAAUUCAAUUUAAGGAUCAACAAGCUAGACAUUUGACUCAAGAUUAUAAUGUAUUGAGAAAAGAUUUUGAAACUUUAUUGGAAGCUGUCAAUUGUCAUUCAUCAAAAAUUGACAAGAUUGGACAUAUAUUAUCAAACCAGAUCAACCAAUCCAACAACAUAGUCCUUUCAUCACAAUUAAAGGAAAUUGUUUACGAAGAAAAAAUACAAAAGGUUAAUAGUCAAUCAAGUCAACAAACAUUACCAACAGCUCCAAUAAUUGUACAACAACAACAACAACAAGAUUAUGCAGUUGUUGAUAUAUUAUCAAAUAGUGUAGGUCGACAUGUUAUCAUUGAUAUUAAAAGUAGUGUUACAGAGAACCCGAUCAUUCAUCACACUGAAACUCUAAAUAAUACAUCCUCUACAACCUCUUCAGAAGGUAGUGGCAGUGGAUCCUCUUCAUCCUCUUCUUCACCAGAUGAAAAUGACCAACAAUUUAAACAACAUUUGGGUCAAGUUGAAAGACAAACCAAUUUGCUAAAGAAAAUGAUUGAAAUUCUUGCCAACCACAUUCAACAAUUUAAAUUUGUCAAUCAUAAUUUUGAUAGUAUCCAAUUGACAUUUAAAACGAGUAUUGAAACACUCGAUGCAAUCUUGAAUGCUCAUACCAAAAAGAUUCAGUGCACCACCGUCAUUGAAAACCUACUCAACGCAGGAAUGAAUCAACAAUCCAUUCAAGAUCGUUUGAAUCAAUUACUUGGUGAAAAAGAGCAUGUCGAUCGCGUCGUCUCUGAAAAGUCUCAACAGUACGAAACAAUGUUGGAGAAAAAGGAAGAGGAAAUAGGCAAUCUUAAAACCAUUAUUGAUCAGUUGGCCAGCAGUCUGGAAUUCCACAACAACAAGAAAAAGACAGAACCAACCAGUCUUGACCCAAUGAACGAAGAUGGUACCGAUCAACCAUCGUCGCAAAGAAAUAUAUUUGAACAUGAAAGACAGCGUUACCUCGACCGUAUCAAAGCUUUGGAAGUUGAAAAUGCAAACUUUUCAUCUCACAAUCAUACUGUACUAAUCGAACAAGAAAACAAGCAUCUAACAGAUCAACUUCGUCAAUUAGAUGUUAAAAUAGAAAAUCAUUUAAAGGAAUUAAGUGAAUAUAAAGAAUUGGUUGGUAAUCAAAAUGUUGAAAAGAAUAGAUUUGAAAUGAAUCAUCAAAAAUUGGUGGAAGAAUAUAAUAAUCAACAAAGGGAGAUUGUUAGAUUGUUGACACAAUUUGGACCGGUUGACAACCUGACAUUGACACAAUCAAAUCAAUUGGUUGAUGGUAUCAACAGUACUUUGAUCUACCAAAAACAGGAAAUUGAAAAUAACAUUAAAGAACGAGGUAGAUUGCAAGCAUUGAUCACAAAGUUGAACCAAGAAAUCAAUGACACCGGUGCCAUUUUAGCGUCGCAACAAGAGGACAACCAAAUGCUUAACAACAAGGUAGAGGAACUAACCACCAAGUUGAAGACCAAAGAGCAGUUGAUUGCUAGGUUGCAACAAGAGUUUGACGAUUUCCAAGCCUCAAAGAAACAUGCUGAUGCCGAACUGGUAGAAUCCAAAGCGUUAGUGGAAGAGUUUGGUUUGACCAUCAAGAAACAACAAGAAAAGAUGGUGGAGCAAUCUGAAAUCUCCAAAAAGCAAAUCGACACACUUAACGAAGAAAAGGUCAUGCUCGAGGUAGUCGUUGAAAAGUAUGAAACCGAAAAGAAGGAGCUUGAAGAUCGUAUCAAGGAAUUUGAACAAAGCAAGUUAGAGUUGAUUCGAACGAGAGAGGAACUGACCAUCACCAAAAACGAAUCAAUCAAGACUCAAAUGAGUUUGGAACUCGAGAAACAAAGGACACUUAAAAUCGACUCACUAGAGUUGCAAUUGGCACAAACACGCUUGACAUUGUCCGAGGAACGCGAUCUCAACAAACGGUUGAGCGAGGAAAAGUCUACUCUGGAUAUCGACCAUCUCCGUCUGGAAAAGCUAACCGCUGAGCAAGAGGAAGAGAUUCACCAGCUGCUCUCGAACCAAUCCAACGCACAAACAAAGAUGGACAAUAUGACCAACUAUGCACAGCUGUUCAAGACGUUGUCUGAAGAACACGAGGUCAUGAAGAGCAACUACCAGAAGCGUACCGCCGAGUUGUCCUCGUUGCACGACAAGUUCUCAAAGAAAAAGGAGGAAGCCGUCGACCUGGCCAAACAACUCCAAGACAAGGAGGCAAAGCUCAGAGACUCGGUUACAGCCACUGACAAUGCCGAGAGCGAACUGAACAAGACCCGCUUUGAGUUGUCUACCACUGCCGAAGUACUGAAAAAGAAGGAAAAGAUGCUCGAAGAACAAGCCAAGAGUAUCCAGGAAUCGCAUGACUCACUUGCCAAGGCACGCCUAGAACUAGCCAAUACCCAAGCACAGUUUUCUCAACAAUCGAAAUCAGACCGUUCCACCAUCAACAACUUUGAGGGUAAUAUGCACGAAUACAAAUCAAAGUUCCUCGAUGCCAUGAACAGCAAGAGUACUCUAGAGGCAGACAAUGAAAAACUACGCGACGAGAACGCAAACAUUAAAACGAAAAUGGAUCGUAUCACUCACGAACUUGAAACUACAAAGGCUCAAUUUGAAUUGACCAAGGGUAAACCCAACCCACCUGGAAAUGAUGUAGCACAUAGAUUGGCCAUCAAACAAUUGGAAAUCCUUAGAAAAGAAAAUGAAAAAUUAAAAUUGGAUAUCGAUCAAUUAAAAAAUAUUACAACCACAUCAACAACAAUGGUAGAAUCUAAAAAGGGUCAAGAACCUAAAAUGGAUGAAUCAAAUGAUCAUGUGGAACCAAAAUUAAAGAAAUCAUCUCAAUCAUCUCAACAAUCAUCUCAACAAUCAUCUCAAAAAUCAUCUCAAACUUCUCCACCAAAAGAAACUCCUCUUUCUCCUCCUCCUCCACUUACAACCAAAAAGAGAAAAUCAAAAGAACCUCCUAUUAUUCCUUCUCAAGAAAAAGAAAAAUCAAAAGAAAUUGAAAUGGAAAAGAAGCAAGAAGAACAACCAAAGACAAGAGGAAGAAAGAAAUUGGUUGAAACAGCAGAAAAAGAGAAAGAAGUAGAACAAGAACAAGAAAAAGAAAAAGAAAAAGAAAUAGUGGCAGAAGAAAGAGUCCCCAAAAAGAAAAAAGAAAGUGAAGUUAAAAAACCUGAUCAAGAAACCAACUGUACAAAGAAACCAACCGAAGAAAAUCAACCAACAACAACCUCAGCAACUACUACUACUACACACAAACCAAUAACACUCACCCUAAGAUCACCAAAGAAAAGAACUAUAGAUGCUUUGGAACAACCCCAAGAUGUAAAUAAUAUUAAUAAUGUAAAGGAAAAAACUGCUACUGCUACUACCACCACUACUGACAAGCAAAAGGAAAAGGAAAAGAAUAACAAUGAUAACAAACUCUCUUCUCCUGGCAAACAACAACCAACCAAAAAGGUAAAACAAGAGUUUGUACUCUCUCUAACAGGCUUCAAGGAUGAAAGAACCAAAAUGAACUUGGCCAGAAUCAUACAACAUCUGGGUGGUUCCAUCAAACAAGAAGAUUUCGAGUCAUCCAUCACACAUAUCAUUACGCCAACACAACCACCAGUACCCACUCCCACAAUGAAAGGAUUUGCUGCUGCCCUUACACACAAAUGGAUCAUGUGCCAAGAAUGGUUGGAAGAUUCUGAAAAGGCUGGUAAAUUCCUCCCCGAAGAUUUAUAUGGUGUCAAAUUCAAAGAAGAACCAUUCAAUGGAAAGAAAUUCUUUGUUGAAGAAUCAUUCUAUGAAACCAAACAAUUAAAACCUGAAAGUUUAAGAGUUUUGGUUUGUUCAAUGGGUAAUGGAACAAUUGUAGAAAAUGAAAUGGUUGCAGAUUUUAUUUUAACAACAAACGUACGACCUGAUAAUCCAAAGUGUUUAUCAUUUCAACAAUUUUUCUAUAAAAUUCCACGUCCAGUAGCACCACUUUGCCGAGUCAAAAAAUCAUCAUCCACUGAUAAAAGUCUUGAUACUAGUGGUGUCACUACACAGUCUGGAUCACAAUCAUCAACAUCGUCAUCAAAAUCUUUGAGUAGUUCAAGUGGUACAAAAACUCCAACUCGUUCAAAAAAUAGCGCCUACAAAUACUUACAGGAACUUUACAAGAAGAAGCAAGCUGAUGCUAUUCGUUUCCUUCUCAGAUUGAGAUGUUGGGAAUACAGAAACCUCCCAGUCUGCCAUCGUGCUUCUCGUCCAUCGAGACCCGAUAAGGCCAGACGUUUGGGUUACAAGGCCACUCAAGGCUUCGUCGUAUACCGUAUCCGUGUACGUCGUGGUAACCGUAAGAGACCAGUUCCAAACGGACGUACUGGUGGUAAGCCAAAGUCCCAAGGAGUCAACGAACUCAAGCCAAAGAGAUCGCUCCAAACCGUUGCUGAAGAACGUGUUGCCCGUAGAUGUCCAAAUCUCCGUGUCCUCAACUCAUACUGGAUCAACGCCGACUCUACCUACAAGUACUUUGAAGUCAUCCUCGUCGAUCACUCUCACCAAGCCAUCCGUAACAAUCCACGUACCAACUGGAUCUGUGCCCCAGUUCACAAGCACCGUGAAAACCGUGGUCUCACCUCUUCUGGUGUCAAGGCUCGUGGUCUCAGAAAGAAGGGUCGUCAUGCCGUCAAGGCUAGACCAUCCGUCCGUGCUAACUACACCAGACGUAACAACCGUGUCUUCCGUAGAUACAGAUAA
Messenger RNA from Cavenderia fasciculata, 8295 nucleotides. RefSeq lists its product as uncharacterized. Gene Ontology annotation, cellular component: cytosolic large ribosomal subunit; ribosome. The transcript has 8 exons. Gene Ontology annotation, biological process: cytoplasmic translation. Gene Ontology annotation, molecular function: RNA binding; structural constituent of ribosome. NCBI's taxonomy places the organism in Eukaryota, Evosea, Eumycetozoa, Acytosteliales, Cavenderiaceae. The coding region runs from base 1 to 8295 and encodes 2764 amino acids. The record is from RefSeq and is a predicted model, not a curated record.